AGACGAUCAAACUCAGGAGAGAAAACGAAGCGUUUACCUCGAAACAGCAGAAACGAUCUACAACAACAACAACAACAAUGGCGUUACAAAAGUGGUACCGUUCGCGCCCCCCGGCCCGGGGGAUCCCACCUUCCAGAUGUUCCAGAACAAAGCCAGAUCCAGCUCCAACAGCGUGGUCUUCGACAGCAUGAGACCCCUGUUGAUGUUCAUGAAGAUCAUCGGCAUAUCGCCCAUAGCCCACGUCGAUUUAUUUUUCCAGGUGACGCUCCAAUGGAUGCUCUACUCAGGAGCCAUCUUCCUCUUCAUGAUGGGCUACAUUGGUUACAUACAAUGGGACAAGCUGGACAUGGUGAGAUCCUCCGAAGGGAGAUUCGAGGAAGCCGUCAUCGAUUACCUCUUCUCUGUGUAUUUAUUACCCAUCGUUAUAAACCCCAUAGCGUGUGUGGAGGCCAAGAAACUAGCUAGGGUCCUCACGAAUUUCAUGGCGUUCGAAAAAAUCUACCAUAAAAUCACCAGAAAGAAAUUCAUACACUUCCUAGGCAACAAGCCCUUGGUGGUGACCUUCGUACUACCGGUACUAGCUUGUGCUAUGAUGAUUAUAACGCACACUACGAUGGUUCGCUUCAAGUUCCAACACGUACUGCCUUAUUGCUACAUCAACGUGAUCAUCUACCUGGUGGGAGGCAUUUGGUACAUGCUGUGCGAUCUGAUCGGCAACAUAGCUCUAACAGUAGCCGAGGAUUUCCAAGGAGUACUCAAACACGUAGGACCGGCCCAGAAGGUGGCCGAGUACCGAUCGUUGUGGAUGCUGCUCAGCAGGAUAAUCAGAGAUACGGGCAACGCGUUCAGCUUCACCAUGACCUUCCUGUGCCUGUACCUGUUCCUGGUCAUCACGUUGACCAUCUACGGGCUGAUGUCGCAGAUACAAGAGGGCUUCGGUACGAAGGACAUCGGAUUGGCCAUCACGGCCUUCUUCUCGGGCAUUUUGCUGCUGUUGAUCUGCGACGAG
Molecule: messenger RNA, 1009 nt
Organism: Phyllotreta striolata
Lineage: Eukaryota; Metazoa; Arthropoda; Insecta; Coleoptera; Chrysomelidae
Source: the annotation of a GenBank genome assembly